This is a messenger RNA of Alexandromys fortis (reed vole), 4156 nucleotides long. RefSeq names its product solute carrier family 12 member 1 (gene Slc12a1). Gene Ontology annotation, molecular function: sodium:potassium:chloride symporter activity. The record is from RefSeq and is a predicted model, not a curated record. Bases 1259 to 3994 code for a protein of 911 amino acids. Gene Ontology annotation, cellular component: apical plasma membrane. Lineage: Eukaryota; Metazoa; Chordata; Mammalia; Rodentia; Cricetidae. The transcript is spliced from 25 exons. Gene Ontology annotation, biological process: cell volume homeostasis; potassium ion import across plasma membrane; sodium ion transmembrane transport.
CGUCCUAACAAAGGAACAAUGAAGCUGCAGGAAGCCUACUAGGCAAAGAGAAGGGAAUUUGAGUUUCUAGGGUGGCCAACCGUGGGGAAGGAAAAUAGAGAAAUUUGCUAGAACAAAAAAAGGACUAAUUCAGAAGGUUCCUGGGUUCCCCAAGAAUCCUCUGCAGUCUGGUAAGGGCCUGCACGUGUCUCUGGUUGAGCAUCAGUCUUUCCAGAUAACGGAAGCAUGGACGCAUUCACAUGCGUGUGCUCCUGACCUGGACAAACAGGAAAGUUGAGAGCUUUCCUUGUGCCCGCUUGGUUUAUUUUCACUUAUGUAAUUAAAAAAAAAAAACUUAUACCACAGUGAUAUAUUCUAAUACAUUCUAUGCCUUCUAUGCCUGCCUAAAUGCCCCCCCCCACACACACACACCUGCUGUGAGUAUCUUGAAACUAAAAGUAUGUAAGCCUCUCCUUUGAAUUUGGCCUUUGUCAGUUCCUCCUCAUAACCGCUGCCCUUCUGGACCACAAUAUCCUCAAGGGUGGCGUUUUCAUUCUGGUGUGUCUGCGGCUUGCAUCUCUCACACUGCCAACCACACAGCUAGACAUGCAGAAGGCUUUUCAGAAACGCUGGUAUUUAUGGGUGUUGUGGGUACACUGAGCGAGCCACCAGUGAGUUCUGCCCUCUGUGCACCACGUCAGCAACUUCACACAUCCACUCCUAAUGUCACUGCCAUUCAGGUGUCAGAAAAUAAGUAAAUUCUGAGAACGCACCGCAAAUAAGUUAAUGAACCUAAAUUCGGUUCUGUCCGAUUUACCCAUCUACCCAAUGAACAGUUUGCUAAUGAAGACUUUUACCAGGAAAGUUAGAAUAACCUUCAUUUACACUAACAGCUGGAGGCUGUGGGGAACUUCAUCAAAGACCAGGUUCAUUCUAUACAUUGACCAACCUCAACUGUUCACUUGGGGGUCGCACAGCUCUGCACGCCCCUAAUCUUAACUCCCUUAGUACCUGAAUGGCGAUUUCAUGGCCAGCUUGUUUAAUUCAAAUGGGAUCCUUCAAUGACUACCCAGAUGUGUUUGCUUUUAUGUAAAUGACCCCAUGAGCUGUUCCACCAUUUAAUCGCCCGUAUUUUUCCUCUCUCAACCGAGGUCUCGGUGUGAUUAUCAUCGGCUUAGCCGUGACAGUGACAGCCAUCACUGGUUUAUCCACCUCUGCCAUCGCCACAAAUGGAUAUGUCAGAGGAGGUCUUGGAGUUCUUAUAAUUCUUCUUUCCACCAUGGUAACCUCUAUCACUGGGUUGUCAACUUCUGCAAUAGCAACCAACGGGUUUGUUCGUGGAGGUCUGGGAGUCAUCAUCAUCGGCCUGAGCGUAGUGGUGACAACACUCACAGGUAUUUCUAUGUCUGCUAUUUGCACAAACGGAGUAGUUCGAGGAGGAGGAGCCUACUACCUGAUUUCCCGGAGCUUAGGGCCCGAGUUCGGAGGGUCUAUAGGCUUGAUCUUUGCUUUCGCCAAUGCAGUGGCUGUCGCCAUGUAUGUGGUGGGGUUCGCAGAGACUGUGGUAGAUCUCCUUAAGGAGAGUGAUUCAAUGAUGGUGGAUCCGACCAAUGACAUCCGGAUAAUUGGCUCCAUCACCGUGGUGAUUCUCCUAGGAAUCUCAGUAGCUGGGAUGGAGUGGGAAGCGAAGGCCCAGGUGAUUCUCCUGGUUAUUCUUCUCAUUGCCAUUGCAAACUUCUUCAUUGGAACCGUCAUUCCAUCCAACAACGAGAAGAAAUCUAGAGGCUUCUUCAACUACCAAGCAUCCAUAUUUGCAGAAAACUUUGGGCCAAGCUUCACGAAGGGUGAAGGCUUCUUCUCUGUCUUUGCCAUCUUUUUCCCCGCUGCCACCGGGAUCCUUGCUGGUGCCAACAUCUCUGGAGACCUGGAGGACCCCCAGGAUGCCAUCCCCAGAGGGACCAUGCUGGCCAUUUUCAUCACCACUGUUGCCUACAUAGGUGUUGCUAUCUGUGUAGCGGCGUGUGUGGUCAGAGACGCCACUGGAAGCAUAAACGACACCAUCGUUUCUGGGAUGAACUGCAACGGGUCCGCAGCCUGCGAACUGGGCUACGACUUCUCAAGAUGUCAGCAUGAACCUUGUCAGUACGGGCUGAUGAACAAUUUUCAGGUCAUGAGCAUGGUGUCAGGGUUUGGCCCCCUCAUCACCGCGGGGAUCUUUUCAGCAACACUCUCCUCGGCCCUGGCCUCCCUCGUCAGUGCGCCCAAAGUCUUCCAGGCCCUGUGCAAGGACAACAUCUUCAAAGGACUGCAGUUCUUCGCGAAGGGCUAUGGGAAAAACAACGAGCCCCUGAGAGGAUACCUCCUCACUUUUGUGAUCGCCAUGGCAUUCAUUCUCAUCGCGGAGCUGAACGUCAUCGCCCCCAUCAUCUCCAACUUCUUCCUGGCCUCAUACGCACUUAUUAAUUUCUCCUGCUUCCAUGCCUCAUACGCCAAAUCUCCAGGAUGGAGGCCGGCAUAUGGGAUUUACAACAUGUGGGUAUCUCUUUUUGGAGCAAUUUUGUGCUGUGCAGUCAUGUUCGUCAUCAACUGGUGGGCAGCUGUCAUCACCUAUGUCAUCGAGUUGUCCCUCUAUAUCUAUGUGACUUAUAAGAAGCCAGAUGUGAACUGGGGUUCCUCCACCCAGGCGCUUUCCUAUGUGAGCGCUUUAGACAAUGCUCUGGAAUUAACCACAGUGGAAGACCAUGUGAAAAAUUUCAGACCCCAGUGCAUUGUCUUAACAGGGGGACCCAUGGCAAGACCUGCUCUCUUGGAUAUAACUCAUGCUUUUACGAAGAACAGCGGCCUCUGCAUCUGCUGUGAAGUCUUUGUGGGCCCUCGCAAGCUGUGUGUCAAGGAGAUGAACAGCGGCAUGGCUAAAAAACAGGCCUGGCUCAUAAAGAACAAAAUCAAGGCUUUUUACGCAGCAGUGGCAGCAGACUAUUUCCGAGAUGGUGUCCGGAGUCUCCUUCAGGCCUCAGGCUUGGGGAGAAUGAAGCCAAACACUCUAGUGAUUGGAUAUAAAAAGAACUGGAGGAAAGCUCCCUUGUCAGAGAUUGAGAACUACGUGGGAAUCCUACACGACGCCUUUGACUUUGAGAUCGGUGUGGUCAUCGUCAGGAUCAGCCAAGGGUUUGACAUCUCUCCAGUUCUCCAGGUCCAAGAUGAACUGGAGAAACUGGAGCAGGAGCGGCUGGCUCUGGAGGCCGCCAUCAAAGACAAUGAGAGUGAGGAGGGGAAGGGAGGCAUCCGGGGCUUGUUUAAGAAAGCUGGCAAGCUGAACAUUACCAAGCCAGCUCCGAAGAAAGAGGGCAACAUCAACACCAUCCAGUCGAUGCAUGUCGGGGAGUUCAACCAGAAACUGGUGGAAGCCAGUGCUCAGUUUAAAAAGAAACAAGGAAAAGGCACUAUCGAUGUGUGGUGGUUGUUCGAUGACGGAGGGUUAACGCUUCUUAUUCCAUAUAUCUUGACUCUCAGAAAAAAAUGGAAAGACUGUAAGUUAAGAAUCUACGUUGGAGGGAAGAUCAACCGUAUUGAAGAGGAAAAGAUUUCAAUGGCUUCUCUCCUCAGCAAAUUUAGGAUAAAAUUUGCAGACAUCCAUAUAAUUGGAGACAUCAACAUCAAGCCGAACAAAGAGAGCUGGAAAGUCUUUGAGGAGAUGAUUGAACCUUAUCGGCUCCACGAAAGCCACAAAGAUUUGACCACUGCUGAGAAAUUAAAAAGAGAGAGUCCGUGGAAAAUUACAGACGCAGAACUGGAAGCCGUCAAGGAAAAGAGUUACCGCCAAGUCCGGCUGAAUGAGCUCUUACAGGAACAUUCGAGAGCCGCCAACCUGAUCGUGCUGAGCCUUCCAGUGGCGAGAAAAGGAUCUAUAUCGGAUUUGCUGUACAUGGCGUGGUUGGAAAUUCUGACCAAGAACCUGCCUCCUGUGUUACUGGUUAGAGGAAAUCACAAAAAUGUCUUGACAUUUUACUCCUAAAGAGUGAAAGAUGAGAAAUGUUGCAUCUUGACAUCUAAAUAUGAAAUGCAUCUGGUACUUUGUGUUCUAAAACCUCGUCUAUAGAUGUACAAACCUCCGGAGACUAGUCUACCUGAUUCUACAUAAAUGUUGUCUUUAAAAAAAAAAAGAGUUUUUACUAAU